Equus caballus (horse) is the source of this 3837-nucleotide messenger RNA. It is a transcript of the gene LASP1, whose product is annotated as LIM and SH3 protein 1. Gene Ontology annotation, molecular function: actin filament binding. The record is from RefSeq and is a predicted model, not a curated record. Gene Ontology annotation, cellular component: focal adhesion. Lineage: Eukaryota; Metazoa; Chordata; Mammalia; Perissodactyla; Equidae.
CCGUCGCCGCUGCCUGUGUAGCUGCAGGCGCGGCCGUCUCUCGCCAGCUCGCUCCGGGGAAAGAACGCGCGCGAGCUCGGGCGUCCCCGCCCCAGCCUUUCCCGGAGCCAUGAACCCCAACUGCGCCCGGUGCGGCAAGAUCGUGUACCCCACGGAGAAGGUGAACUGUCUGGAUAAGUUCUGGCAUAAAGCAUGCUUCCAUUGCGAGAGCUGCAAGAUGACACUCAACAUGAAGAACUACAAGGGCUAUGAGAAGAAGCCCUACUGCAACGCACACUACCCCAAGCAGUCCUUCACCAUGGUGGCUGACACCCCGGAAAACCUCCGCCUCAAGCAACAGAGCGAGCUCCAGAGUCAGGUGCGCUAUAAGGAGGAGUUUGAGAAGAACAAGGGCAAAGGCUUCAGCGUGGUGGCGGACACGCCCGAACUCCAGAGAAUCAAGAAGACCCAGGACCAGAUCAGCAACAUCAAGUACCACGAGGAGUUUGAGAAGAGCCGCAUGGGCCCCAGCGGGGGCGAGGGCCUGGAGCCCGAGCGCCGAGAUUCCCAGGGCAGCGGCAGCUACCGGCGGCCCCAGGAGCAGCAGCAGCCACCUCACCACAUCCCGACCAGCGCCCCAGUUUACCAGCAGCCCCAGCAGCAGCAGGCGGCGCAGUCUUAUGGCGGGUACAAGGAGCCUGCCGCCCCGGUCUCCAUACAGCGCAGCACCCCAGGCGGGGGCGGGAAGCGGUACCGUGCUGUGUACGACUACAGUGCCGCCGACGAGGACGAGGUCUCCUUCCAGGAUGGGGACACCAUCGUCAACGUGCAGCAGAUCGACGAUGGCUGGAUGUACGGGACCGUCGAGCGCACCGGCGACACGGGGAUGCUGCCGGCCAACUACGUGGAAGCCAUCUGAGCCCGCCGGGCACCACGCGCCCCCAUCUGUCUUCAGUGCAUUCCACGGCAUCGCAUCCGGCAUCGCAUCCGUCCUGGGCGUGACCUGUCCACCCUUCAGUGUCUGUUUUUUUUAAAUCUGCGACAGCUUGUUUAUUCCUACCCUCCUCCAGCUUCUUUUGCCAACCGAAGCCUUGUUCUGCCACUUUCGCGGGCUCCUUCCUCGGGCAGGUUUUUCCUUUGACCAGCUUCUCGGUUUUCUCUCUGGAUGGAACAGGUGUGGACUUCUCUGGGGGGGUGAGGCCGGUGAGGCUGGUCUGGAAUGGGAGACCCGCUGGCCCCCAGGCCUCUGCCUUCUCUCUUUUCUGCCCCCUCAGACCCUCCUGCCCACCUCCUCACACAGCCAAACAUUCCAGGGCUGGGGUGAGCCCCAGACCCCCAGGGCCCCCAGGGCAGGGCUUCAUACAUUCCCGGGAGUGAGACCCCACUGUCCUUGCCCUUGGGCUGGAGCUGGGGACGGGUGGGGGGCUGCCACGGCGUAGGGACCAGUGAGACGGGCUUCACCUCUGCUUCUCGGGUGGGCCACGGGCCCUCCAGGGAGUCUCUCACAGCCUCCUGCUCUCAAGGACAACACAGGAGAGUGAGGCUCCCGCCUGGGACUCCUGCAUCCUCCCUCGCGUGUUUCUUCUCACACUGUGAUUCUGCCUGCCUGCCGGCGCACGGCAGCAUGGGCGAGGGGCUCCCCGGGAGCACGGCUUGGGUUGAGUUCUCACCUUUCUUACUCUAGGGACCCCUGCAGGGAGGAGGCGAACAGGGUCUUCUCUCCCGCAGUCCUUUGCCCUCCCCCCAGCCCUGAUCUCCAGGGAUCCUGGCUGGCCUCCUUGGCUGGAAGCUGGUUCUGAAAGGUGGGCAAGGAAGCCUUAGGCCUCUUGGCCUUCAGCCCAGCCCCUGAGAUCUGAGUUAGGUGGGCCACUCCUCCCUACUGCUUGUGGGAAGAUGUCUCGGGCCAUCUAUAGCCUCCCCUCCCCGGCCUGGUGCCAAGUGGACUGGAACUGUGCAAAGCCGCAGGACCCUCUGUAUCUCCAGGACUUAGUGUGUGGGGUGGGAGCAUGUGUGUUUGCAACAGGCUAGUGUGAGCAUGAGUGUGAGCCUGAGUGUGAGAGCAGGGGCCAGGGCACUGGCCUGCAGGAGUCUGGGCUUAUGUGAGGGUGCACAGAACUGCCUUCCCCUGAUAUCUUCCUCAAAACCCACAGUGAAAGGGGAGGGCCCUAGGGGAGAGAAGUUCCUUGUUCCUUUGGAGUGAAAAUUCCUCCUUUCCUUCCAUCCCUAAAUAGAGGAAGCCGCCCGCCCCCGCCCCCAGUGUGCUGGGCAGAAGCAAGGGGAUGAUUGAGAAGUUGGGGGGCUGGUGAUGUACUUGCUGGAGUACGGGGUGGGGGGACAGCUUCGUGCCUCCAGGCACUUUCUCCUCCCCCAUCUCUGUCUUGGGCUGCAGAGUAAGGGGCUAGAGGCCCCUGUGCCACCCACACUGUGGUGCAUCACUGGGGGCCUCUCUCCCCAGGCCUCCCCCUCGCUUACUUAAAGCCCCCCUUGGCGCAGAGGGAGAGGGUCCCAGGGCUACAAAACUGGAACCACAGACCCCGGGAUGAGGAAGGGAAAGAUGGUGCUAUCUCCAAGUCCCUUCUCCUGCUCGGUGGUGGCUGUGACGACCCUUGCCUGGCUUCAUUCAUCUCUGGGCUUUCUUGUCACCCCUCUGGGUCUCCCCCUCCCGUCGUCACCCUGAGUCCACCCAGGCCCCCAGUGGACAUCUUCGCAUCCUUGUACCCUGCAGGGGAGGAGGGGCCCGUAGGCGCAUUCAGCAGUCAGGUCCUCACUGUGAGCUGACUUGGGAAUAUUUACCCCAAAUCAGAGGGUUGAGGAAAUGACCAGAGGAGGAGCCCUGCCUGACCAGCCCCUUUUCCUCAGCCCCAGCUGAAGUGAGGGCGGGUGGAGUGUCUUAUACUGGGCUAUUUGGGGAUGAGGGAGCAGAGAGGGAACAAUUUGGGGAGCCUUGUGGGAGGCGCUGGUCAUUCCGUUUCCUCUUGAUCUCAAAGCACAACAUUGAUUCUGGGACCAAAGUUCAGAGACACAUCCUGUUGGAGGACCUGCAGUUGGGAGGGUAGUGAGAGGCCAGGAGGAGGGCCUGGAGGAGCAAGAAGCAGCCUGUUUUCACUCAGCUUAAUUUUCCAUCCGAAAUAAAGCAAGCCAGCCACAGGGACCUUGCCACCAGCCCCUCUACUCCUCCAUCCUUAAAAUAGGGGACCUUUGCUUACACACCCCCAGGGAGAGAAGGGACUGUCACACUGGUGCUGAGGGACCCAGGGGCUGCUGGGAGUCCUUGUUCCUUUCCAGAACCUUCCAUCCCUAGAAGAGCACAGAACCUGAGGGCUGGGCUGAGUCCCUGGUCUUUUCUUACGGUUCGCAGAGGUCUUUUAGCCAAUCUAAUCCCAGGAAAGAAGAUGCAUCAAAACUAGAAUGUGAAUAUAACUUUAGUGGACCAGUAAUAAAAUACAAGAAGCCCAAUGGUGAGAAAAGCAAAUUCUCAACACUGCUUCCUGUUUUCUUCCUCAUGUCCCUCCAGGGAAAACUACUUUAUUGCUUAAUUUCUGCCUUUUCCCCCUCACAUAUGCACUUUUGGGCCUUUUUUUUUUUAAUAGCUGGAAACAAAAAAUACCACCCCACAAACCUGUAUUUAAAGAGAAACAGAAAUGACCAUGUGAAAUUUGCCUCUGUCCAAACAUUUCAUCCGUGUGUGUGAAGCCGUCCAUUCGUCCUUUUAUAUGGGGUGGUUGUCUUUUCUUGGUCUGUUUUGGUCCUCUCCCUCGUGGGCUUGUGCUUGGGAUCAAAUCUCUCUGAACAUUUGACUUGGACCACAAGUGAAUCUUUCUCCUGGUGACUCAAAUAAAAAUCUAAUUUUUACCUGUG